CUUUCCGUUCCGCCUACAGCUCGAGGGCCCCGCCUCCUCACUCCUGAGCUAGAAGCUGGAGGCGCGGUGGGGCGGAGCGGCGGGUCCCGACCCCGCUGGGGUGGGGCGAAUCCCGUCCCGGCCGGUUGCCCCGGGCUAGGGCAGAGGUCCAGGCCGACCGGCCUUCUUGCGGCCGUGCUGCACUUCUGUGCCUUGAGGCUCGCCCUGGAAGCAGGCCUAGUGUUUUCGCCUCGCCCCUCCGCAAGGCAGGUCCCGGGGCUCGCGCGUGUCGCCUCCCCUCAGCGCCCGCUGUCUGGAGAGUCGCUGGCCUUGGUCACCGCCUAGUGGGCUAUAUCUGCAACUUGAAGGGAAGAUAAAGGAAACAUCUUCUUUGGAAUAGAUGGGAUUUUGUCACUUCCUGUGAACGAAAGCGAUUCAAUGUCUCUUUUGGAUUGUUUCUGUGCUUCACGAACACGAGUUGAAUCACUCAGACCCGAAAAACAGUCUGAAACCAGUAUCCAUCAAUACUUGGUUGAUGAGUCAGCCAUUUCCUGGCCCCCUCCGUCUGCUAGAGCCAAUGAAGUGAUAUGCUCCACUAACGUCUCUCACUAUGAACUGCAAGUGGAAAUAGGAAGAGGGUUUGACAACUUGACCUCUGUUCAUCUUGCACGGCACACUCCUACAGGAACACUGGUAACUGUAAAAAUUACAAACCUGGAAAGCUGCACUGAAGAACGCCUGAAAGCUUUACAGAAAGCAGUGAUUCUAUCUCACUUUUUCCAACAUCCCAAUAUUACCACUUAUUGGACAGUGUUCACUGUUGGCAGCUGGCUUUGGGUUAUUUCUCCAUUUAUGGCCUAUGGUUCAGCAAGUCAGCUCCUAAAGACCUACUUUCCUGAUGGAAUGAGUGAAACUUUAAUAAGAAACAUUCUCUUUGGAGCAGUACAAGGGUUGAACUAUCUGCACCAAAAUGGCUGUAUCCAUAGGAGUUUUAAAGCCAGCCAUAUCCUCAUUUCUGGUGAUGGCCUGGUGACCCUCUCUGGCCUGUCCCAUCUGCAUAGUUUGCUUAAGCACGGACAAAGGCAUAGGGCUGUGUUUGAUUUCCCACAGUUCAGCACAUCAGUGCAGCCGUGGCUGAGUCCAGAACUACUGAGACAGGAUUUACAUGGAUAUAAUGUGAAGUCAGAUAUUUACAGUGUUGGGAUCACAGCCUGUGAAUUGGCCAGCGGGCAGGUACCUUUCCAGGACAUGCAUAGGACUCAGAUGCUAUUACAGAAACUGAAAGGUCCUCCGUAUAGCCCACUGGAUGUCAGUAUUUUUCCUCAGUCAGACUCUAGAAUGAGAAAUUCCCAGUCAGGAGUAGACUCUGGGAUUGGAGAAAGUGUGCUUGUCUCUACUGGAACUCACACAGUCAAUAGCGACCGGCUCCAUACACCAUCCACAAGAACGUUCUCUCCUGCCUUUUUUAGCUUGGUGCAGCUGUGUUUGCAGCAAGAUCCUGAGAAAAGGCCAUCAGCAAGCAGUUUGUUGUCCCAUGUAUUCUUCAAGCAGAUGAAAGAAGAAAGCCAGGACUCCAUACUUCCCCUGUUGCCACCUGCUUAUAACAGGCCAUCAGCGUCACUGCCGCCAGCGUCACCGUGGAGCGAGCUGGAAUUCCAGUUUCCUGAUGACAACGACCCGGUCUGGGAAUUCUAGGGUUGCCAAAUCAUUUCAUGUCCUCUAUACUUGACAGCGUCUCCUUGCUGCUUGUCUUCUGUCUUGUUAGGUACAAAUGACAAAUCUAUACUUGAAAAUACAGUUGGUGCACUGGAGAAUUGAUCAGUUAAACCACUCUGUUCAUGGGGCAUGGAUUUACCCUCUCUGCCCAGAUCAGAGCACCCGCACGACUUCCUCAUCAGUUAUUACCCAGCUCAGCUAGUGUCCGCUUGCCCGCCCUUCCACACAUCCCCCCUUCUUUUCCACUUUUUAAGCUGUGACUGGUACUUUCUGGAUCUCAGUGUAACUUUUGAGCUAAUUAAUUUUCUUCUACAUUUUAUUGUUCUCUGGGGGAAUGAACCCUUCCUCAGAGGACAGUGCUUCCAGAACAUCUUUUCUUCCAGAUUCACUAGCCUUUUUGAUCAGCUAUUGUUAGAUAAACAGGCUGGUUUAUUCUGGUACAAAGCCCUUUUUUGGAGAAGGGAAAAUGUUUGUACUAUUCCUUUUACAUAUGGCAACAUCAAACUGAGCCUUGCUCACAUUAAAUAAUUCACUUGAACUAUAAAGAUGCAAUUUGCAUUUUAAAAGGGAGGGGGCUAACAUAACACUUUUCUACCUGUGUAAAUUAUAGAUCAUUAAUUCAUGCACCCUGUGGGAGCUCAAUAAAAAUGUAUUAAACAUCUCUUAUAUAUUUUGUGUGGCUUAACAAAGCUAGAACACAGAUUCUAAUUUGAUUUGCUGAGAGAAUCUUUUUAAACAUAAUUAACAUGGUAAACUGCAGGCAAUCUCUUAGAGACAAAUGGCAUGUUGGCCUUUUACAUGCUUGUUUCUGUAGUGGGGUAAACCUUGAAGACCAUGCUGUUGUUAAUGGCGCUGCCUCCCUAGCAGGAGAUGUUGUGUUUUAGUUACAUUUUUGUUGCUAUGAUAAAAUACCACAAUCAAAAGAGUUGCAGAGGGCUAGUUGUACAUACUGACAGAGAAGGCAAAGCAGCAGGAGCAGAGAGAUAAGAGGUUCUAUCUCAACUACCUCACACUCAGCUGCAGCACAGGCAGCAGAGAGGGGAACUGGAACUGGGGCAAGACUACGAGCUCUCAGAGCACCCUCUGCAGCAUACUUCCUCCUGCAGGGCAAAGAGCAUCACCAAAGAGCUCAUCACCAACAUCAACUAGGUGUUCGGAUACAUGAGCCCAUAGGGCACAUUUUUCAUCCAAACUGGCAUAGUGUCUUAAAAGUGGUUUGUAAUUGAACUUAUAAUAAACUGGGGUCUAUGUCA
Messenger RNA from Mus pahari (shrew mouse), 2948 nucleotides. It is a transcript of the gene Stradb, whose product is annotated as STE20 related adaptor beta. Gene Ontology annotation, biological process: protein phosphorylation. Gene Ontology annotation, molecular function: ATP binding; protein serine/threonine kinase activator activity; protein kinase activity. The coding region runs from base 418 to 1674 and encodes 418 amino acids. The transcript has 12 exons. NCBI's taxonomy places the organism in Eukaryota, Metazoa, Chordata, Mammalia, Rodentia, Muridae. The record is from RefSeq and is a predicted model, not a curated record.